Molecule: messenger RNA, 4152 nt
Organism: Tetranychus urticae (two-spotted spider mite)
Lineage: Eukaryota; Metazoa; Arthropoda; Arachnida; Trombidiformes; Tetranychidae
Product: dual specificity protein phosphatase CDC14C
Biological process (GO): protein dephosphorylation
Source: RefSeq, a predicted model, not a curated record
AAAAACCAUCUUGAUAAACAAAUCUUUUUUUCACUUCAAAUAUUCAUCUUGUUUUUUUGAUCUGCAUCACCGCUACCAACUUUAUUAUCACCAACUUGAUGGUGGCUAUUAGAGCAUCUUCAGUUGGUCAUCUUUCGCAAAUUUCAUCAAUUUUACCUGAAUUUUUCUUUUGCUGUUUUAACAUCAACUGAUUUCAUCUUAACAAAACCUGCUAAGUGACCUAUCUUCUCAGCUGUUGACCGAGAUAUCUUAUCAAAAAACAAUUGUGUUCAAAGUCCUUUUUCAGUACAAGGAAAUCAAUUGAUUCAUCUCUCAUCAUAAUUUGGAGUUAAUUUGUUUAUCUCAAUUCAGAACGAUAUAUCCUUUCUUCAACUUAUGCGAUCGUUAUUGUGUUAACAUACUGUUUAAAUUAUCAAGUGGAACUAACUUGCAACUCUACAACUUUAAUACCGGUUUUCACAUGAGUUACGGCUGUGUUUAUCAUUCUGUGGUGUUGUUGUUCUACUCACCUGAUGAGGCUAACAAAAUCAACCAUUUUUAUUAGUUGGUUUGUGAAGUAAACAAGAAAGUUCAAGUUAUUGAUAAAUAGAUUUACCAUAAUCUAUUGAGUAAACUCACUUACAUAUAGCACCAUGACUUGUUAUUUGGAGAAUAUCGUUAAUGAUUUCGCUCAUUAUAAAGAUCUUGAUCGUGAUAAAAUGAUUGCCGGCGGUCUAGUACAAUUGACUUCUAUUAUCCCAGAUCGUCUAUAUUUUGCCACGGUCAACGUUAUUUAUCAACCAUUUGCGUCAGACAAUUUGCCAUACAUACCUGUUGGAAAUGAAGAAUUUCAUUAUAGAGGAUUCGAUAAAGAUUUUGGCCCUUUAAAUCUAGCUUGUGUUUACCUAUUCUGUGAAAAAUUAGCAAAAGUAAUGGAUUCACAGCCAAGUAAACCAGUUAUACAUUUUUCAAGCAAUUAUGAAGAAAGUCGAGUCAAUUCAGCAUUCUUGAUGGGCUGUUAUGCCAUCAUAAAGCUAGGCAUGGAUGCCAACACGAUAAUGAUGAAACUACGUAAAAACAGUCCAGCUCGUUAUGUUACCUAUCGUGAUGCCUCUUAUUCAUCUUGUGAUUACGGUUUGCCUAUUCAUGAUUGUCUUAAAGCCGUACAAAAAGCUAUUAAGACGAAAAUCUUUGAAUACUCCAAGUUUGAUUUAGCUGAAUAUCUCUUCUACGAAGAGGUUAGAAAUGGUGAUUUAAAUUGGAUUGUUCCUGGUAAAUUGAUUGCCUUCUGUGGGCCCACAGAAAAUGCCUCUAUUCUGCAUCCUAAUGCUUACAGUAAACUUCCACCAGAAUAUUAUUUUGAUUAUUUUAAUAAAAAUGGUGUAACCACAGUCGUUCGUCUCAAUAGUCCAGUCUACCAGGGAAAAAUUUUCUCCGAUGCUGGCAUCAAUCAUUUCGAUUUGUACUUUGAUGAUGGAUCUACCCCUGAUUUAUCAAUUGUUCAGAAAUUUCUUGAUAUUUGUGAAGGUACUCCUGGAGUUGUUGCCGUUCAUUGUAAAGCUGGCCUUGGUCGAACAGGAACUCUCAUUGCAUGUUAUUUAAUGAAACAUUACAGAUUCACAGCAGCUGAAGCAAUAGCAUGGAUCAGAAUCUGUCGACCAGGCUCAAUAAUUGGCCCUCAGCAACAAUGGCUGGUCAAGAUGCAAAAUUGUCUAUGGCUUGCUGGUAACGCUUUGCAUGAUGCUAAACGUGAAAAAUCUAACAAAAAAAGUAAUCUCAGUACCAGUAAAGAUAUCAUCACAAAUGAAAAAAAUUCAUCAACAAAGGAAACCCCUAAAUCAAAUGGAAAUGAUAGUCUAUCUAAAAUUACAUGUGAAUUCAAGCGCAUUGAGCUACGUGAUGGUUUGAAUCAAGUUAAAGCUGAGAAUGAAAAAUUGGUCCAAAAUAAUAAGUUGGAAAAUCAGAUUACCAGAACAUCAAGUAGAUGUAAUCGAAAGACCAAUUCAUCAUCUUCAUCAUCAUCAUCUACAAUAACAACAGGAUCCGUUACUGAAACUGAGCGACAAGGAGACCGGUUGAAUAGACUAAAGUUAAAUCGAUCAGCUUCCCAACCCAAUGAAAGAAUAAUUCCAAUCAAAAUUGAAUCAAGGGAACCAACUAUAAAAAACAACUCUAAUAACAAAACCAUAAACAACAAUAGCAUUAACAAUAAAAAUGUUAAUAACAACAACAAUAAUUCCAUUACGAUUCCAUUUCCAUAUUCCAAUACGAGUAUCUCUGGCCAUCAUUACAAUACUCGUUCUUGUGGUCGAGCACAUGGAUGUUCAAAGAUUACAACAUCAGAAUCACCUGCUGUUCGUAAAUCAACUCGUAAUUCUAAAGGUCUUGAUCUAUGGCGACAAGCUGUUCCCGUUCAUGAAGUAAUCUUUGACCCUCCAUCACCAACAGCUAAAACAACUAAUCCAGUUAAUCUUAUCAACAAUAGAUUAAUUAAACCAGCAGCUAAAAUGCUUCGAUCUCGAGGUCGAUCCUAUUCACCUAUGCGCCACUCUCGUGUUGGUCCUGCAGCACGUAUAGCAAGUCUACCAGUCGACCAUUCAGAUUCAAUUUUCUCAAAAAUGUCCCCAUGUAAUCAAUCAUCCCAGCAGACAGUUAUCAUCACCUCUUCAUGUCAUGACAAGACGAAAACCGCAGGAAGACGAAGAUGACAAUCCGGGCAGCUUACUCGUCAACCUUUCCGUGUGAUUCGAAAAAAAACUCUCAAGAAAACACGUCCUUUCUCCAAAAAAAUGAUCCCUGCUAGAUCAAGUCUUCUUACUCGCGAAUUAACAGGCUUAGGAUUAAUUGAUCUUGAUCUGUGCAAAUAUGAAUUGCGUUCUAAGAGUACUAAAAGACGAAUCAAAAGUUAAUUUAGAAAGAUAAUCAGCAACUUUAAAAGUUCAAAAUAACAGUAAAUAGACAGUAAUUCAGUCGAUUUUCUUCAUUCCAAACAUUCAGUUUGCUAUGAUUGAAUUUAAUCACUUUUAAUUUAAUUCUAAUUAGUUUCCUAUUCUUUCAUUUGUAAUUUCGAAUAGCAUUCGAUUAUUAAUAGAUAAGAAAAGAUUUUUACAUGUCUGUAAAUAGGCAUUUAUUACUAUAUUAACAAUAUUAAUAAAAUCAAUACAGCUAAUGGAAAGUUCAUUAUGUUUCAAAUCGGCAUAAUUAUUUAGUAAUUGAGGACAAAUAAUAUCAUUUAAAUGAUAGAUUUGUUUCCUAUUUAAUAACUAUGAUCUCUGAUUAAGUUGAAGUCUUUGACACAGAAAAGUCUUUUGAAACAGGAAAAUCAUUGAAGUUAAAUAAAUCUGAACUAAAUCAUUUCAAUAAGAAUUGCAACUUGCUUAAUUUUCCAUGUAUUGAUUUCAGUUAGUGGUAAUCGAUGCCUAUUUACAGUCUUAAAUUUCGUCCUAAUAUUUACUUUUCAUAGUAAAUUGAUCUUUUCAGUAAAUCAUUUGAACCCUUCUCUCUAUUCCCCUAAAUAUUGACGAUUUCUGUCUUUGAAUUACUAAAACGUUAUCUAAUUGACUAAACAAAACUAAAGCAAAUCAAAAUUAACAAUUAAUUAAAUGGUUGACGAGUGAGCAUUGCCCAGUUAAUACUGAAUCCAUCUCGCUCUUUACCUCAUUGGACGUAUUUCCCACCAAGUUAAUGAGGUUCAAAAUAAAUAGACUCACCUAUUUGGUAAUAAUUAAUAUUAAUUACUGUCAAAUGACGAGUAAAUAUAUUUCAUAGUUAAAGAUAAAAACUAAUUUCUCCGACCCUCCAUUCACCUCCUGAUGGACAAAAAUUUAGAAGACAACUUUCACGCAAACCUGAUUUUUCAUCGAUUUGUCUCAUCACUGGAAAAUUUUUAACCUAAAUACUAAUGACAAAUUUAACAAUUAACCUUUUUGGCCAUUCAAAUUUCCUAAUUAUUAAUCUCAAUACUACACAUCUUAAUUGUCAACUGGCAUUUGUUUGGUCAAAUUUUAAAAUCCUUUAAAUCUUCCCUUUAUUAAGAAACGAACCACACAUUGUAAUUUAUUUUAAAUCUCUCUCUAUUAAUUGUAUUGUAUAUUUGCUUUGCUUUUUUAGUUAACUUUAACAGUUUUACUUUUUUUAAUUUUUAAUUAAAUAGUUCACGAGUUUAAUUUUCGA